CGCCGUGCGGGCCCGCCUGGCCAGGAAGGUGCUGCCCAGGCUGGGCGAGCAGGGGCUCGUGGAGUACGGCGUGCCCUUGCCCUCGUCCGGCCACUGCCGCGGGCCCUGCCCGCCGCCCGGCGCCGACACCGAGUGGCUGCUGAUGGGCAGCAGGAGCCGGAGCGCGCACGGGCUCUGCGCGCACCCCGGCGAUGCGCUGCACGGCCCCGCCUGUGCCCAGCGGGGACUGAGCCCCAGGAGGGUCCUGAGCGCCGGCAGAGGCAAAAGCAAGCUGCCCUGGGAGAACGAGCCGGCUGCGGACAGGGAAGGUGGCUCGGGGGUGAGGAUGCCCGUCGCGAAGGGUGUGGAGCAGGAUUCCAUCAUGGGUCACUCUCAAGGGCUGUGCUUUGAUAACCAAGUUACCAAUUCCUGUGGUGGAUGGAUUCAGCUGCGGCCCUCGCAGGGGAUCCCAGGCAGUGGUGAGCUGCUUUUCAGCAGGAGCAGAGCUUCCAGGACUUUAUUCCAGCCCGCUGUGGAGCUGACCUCUGAGCACUCUGCCCUUGGUGCUGGUGCUCUGGGCUCUCAUCAGCCCCAGAUUUCAGGGAAAUGUGGCACACUUGGAUACCCACGUGGGAGGAGUGGCAGUGUGGGCUCUGAUUUGCAGUUUUUGGGACUGAAUAACUGGCAGCAGGACAAAGUUUGUUCCAGCCUCAGCUUUUCCAGCAAGACCCAAAGAAGUUUUUGCACUCAGGCAGAGCCCACCAUGUCCUUCCAAGGUCCCAGUGCCAGCCAGGGCACCUUCAUCCUGCCCUCCUUCCCCCUGUCAUCCCCCAGGAACAGCCCCAAGCACCUCUCUGCUCCUGCUGCCUCUGCAGGGAAGUCCCAGGAGGAUCCCAGGAGCCUCUCCAGCUCCUGGCCUCUCAAAAGCUUCCAGGGGCUGCCUAAGCCUGGUGGCCAGAAGCAGCUGCUCAGCCAAAAGCCAGGAGACAGCACAGGGGACAGCCCGCUGGAGAAGCCCCCCCUGCAGCUGGAGAAGCAUUCCCUGCAGCUGGAGAAGCCCCCCCUGCAGCUGAGGGCUGCCCUGGGCAGGGCCCAGGGGCUGCGGGGGGCCCGGCCCGUGCCCCCCAUCCCGCGCCUGCCCAGCCCCCGGGAGCCCCCUGGCAGCAGGGAGGGCACGGAGCUGGCAGCAGGGCUGGCAGAGCUGCACCUGGAGCCCGAGGAGGUGGACCAAGAAGAGAUGCAGAAUUCCCUGAGGUCCCUGCGGAGCAGCGCCGCCAAGAAGAGGGCAAAGCUGAGCAGCAGCAUGGCGGAGCUGGAGAGCCCCGACUCUGCGGUGAAACUGGAAUUUCCCGGGGACUGCCCCUCCCUGGGCUCCUCUCCCGGCGCCGCCUCCACCGGCGAGAGCGGAAUUUCCAGCCAGGAGUCCCUGGGCUCCCCCGUGGCCGCGCUGCCCCCCAGGAGGAGAGUGAUGUCAGACACUUUUCCUGCACUUGGCAGCAAAUCCCAUCCUGCAAAGCCAUCUCCAGCAAGGCCCAGAGACACAGAGGGGGCAGAGCAUCCCUCCAGCACAGGCCCUGCAGAGUCAGUGCCUGGUUUUGCACCAAAGGAUGAUCUGGGUUUCACAUCUGAAGACGCUGCUGUUGUUGGCAAAGGUGUUUUUGGGAGCCCUCCUGCCCCAGCUGCCAGCCAGUCCAUGCCCUGUGUGCCCAAUGGGGAUGUCCAGGGUGCCAGGGAGGGAGCAGAGGCAGCCCCAGGGAGAAGCUUCCAGCAGAACAGCCCUUCCCAUUCCUGCUCCCAUGCAGGGAAGGAAGGAGAGAUAAAAGUGACCUUGUCAAAAUCUGCUCAGGAGAAGCUGAGGAGGAAGAGGAAAGAAGGCAAAGAACACAACCAUAAAGAGCAGCAGGAAGGCAAAGACUUGGAAGGGAAAGAGGAAUUCCCUUGGGAAAGGAUUAGACUGAGUAUGAGUGAGCCAGAGAAACUCACAGCAGAAAGUGAGGAUGAGGGGUUUAGUCUCUGUGGGGAUUUACUGACAUCGCCAAGAAAUGGAUCUUUGUCCUUAGAAAACGUGGCCUUGAACCCUUCCCUGAAAAGAACAUCCAGUUUGAAGAGGUCAAAGUGUUCAUCCUUGCUAGAUUCUGAGGCGCCGGUGACACAGAGCCCCGAGGUGCUGGACCCGGCCGAGCUGCUGCCCUUCCCCCGGCCCGAGCCCGCCCUGGCAGAGGCGCUGGCACUGCUGGCUGACCACGACUGGGAGAAGAAAAUUGAAGGUCUGAACUUUGUCAGGUGCUUGUCUGCCUACCAUGCCCCUAUUCUGACUGCAAAGCUCCACGAAACAACUCUGGCUGUGGCUCAAGAGGUCAAGAAUUUACGCUCAGGUGUUUCUCGAGCUGCUGUGGUCUGUUUAGGGGAUUUGUUCACCCACCUGAAAAAGAGCAUGGAUCAAGAACUAGAUAAUGCAGUAAAAGUCCUUUUGCACAAAGCUGGGGAAUCCAACACUUUUAUAAGGGAAGAGGUAGACAAGGCACUGAAGGCCAUGGUUAAUAAUGUGACUCCAGCACGUGCACUUUGUUCUCUUAUAAAUGGAGGGCAAAGCCACCUGCACUCGGCCGUGAGGAGAUGCACGGCCCAGCACCUGGGGGACAUCGUGGAGCGCCUGGGCCCCGAGCGCGUCCUGGCCGGCGGCCGGCCCGUGGCCGAGAGGCUGCUGCCUGCCAUCGCCAGGUUUGCACAGGACAGCUCCCAGCAAACACGGUACUAUGGGAGGAGGAUGCUCUUCAGCAUGAUGGCUCAUCCUGACUUGGAUAAAAUCCUGGAGAAGUUUGUGCCACCCAAGGAUUUGCCUUACAUUAAGGAAACUGUUGGCAGCCUACGAGAGAAGGGCCUGGGGGAGAUGCCCUUGGAUACACCCUCAGCCAAAGGAAGGCGUUCCCAGACUGGAAAUGUUGGACAUUUGAGGUCAUCCUCUACUUGCAGAGAUGCUGCCAUCAUCCCAGACAGGGACAGCACGGAGAGCCACGAGGCCCCACGGAGAGCAGCUCCUCGCAGUGCCCUGGAGAGUGAGGAGUACGUCAGGGACAUGGUGGGGUUACUGAACGCCAAAGAUUUCCGGGAGCGCAUCCGCGGCGUGCGGCAGCUGCUGCUGGACACGGAGAGCAGCCCGGCGCUGGUGCUCGCCAACAUCGUCAGGAUCUUUGAUGCUUUCAAGCCUCGCUUACACGACUCCAACAGCAAAGUGACCCAGGUGGCUUUGGAGGCCAUGCACAAGAUGAUUCCACUGCUCAAAGACAAUUUGUCACCUGUGAUCAACAUGUUAAUUCCUGCCAUAGUGGACAACAACCUCAACUCCAAAAAUCCAGGGAUUUAUGCAGCUGCCACAAAUGUGAUCCAGGCUCUAUGUCGACACUUAGACACCUCCCUGCUCCUGCAGCCAUUCUGCACAAAAGCCCAGUUCCUGAGUGGAAAAGCAAAGCAGGACCUGACAGAAAAGCUGGCUGAGCUGGUGCCGGAGCUGUACCCUCGCAAGCCGUGUGCCGUGGAGCAGAAGGUGCUGCCCGUGCUGUGGCACCUGCUGGGCAGCUCUGCCAGCGGCGGCUCGGUGCCCGGCCCCCGCACGGCCGCGGCCGCCUUGGCGCGGGCCCUGUGGGCACAGAUGGGCCCCGGCCUGCUCGCCCACGCCGCGGCCCAGCCGCCGCACAUCAGCAAGAGCCUGGAGGAGCUUUUGGAGACGGGAACGUAAAAUCGUCGAAUGGCCGUCCCCGCAGGUGAAGCUCCAGCGCCGCCUGAGCCGGGCAUGCGGACGGCGCUGCCGGGACGGGGCGGGAACGGCCCCCGAGCUGGGCACGGUGCCUGAGGGAGCCGGGACAGCCCCGGAGCCGGGCUGGGCUGGACUGCACCGGGAGAGACACCGGAGCCAGGCUGGGAGAGCCUGGGGAGCUGAACUGGGCUCUGCUGGGCCGGCCUGAGGGUCUGAACCGGGCUGUGCUGGGCCGGCCUGAGGCUCUGAACCGGGCUCUGCUGGGCCGGCCUGAGGGUCUGAACCGGGCUCUGCUGGGCCGGCCUGAGGGUCUGAACCGGGCUGUGCUGGGCCGGCCUGCAGGGCUGAGCAGGGACAGCGUGCAGGACUGAGCUGGGCCGUGCUGGGGGAGCUGUGCUGGGCAGGGUGGGGCCGGCUCCCCUCACUGUCACCAGCAUGGCCGUGGAGGAGCCGCUCCAGCCCAUCUGUGCUUCCCUCCAGAGGCUCCAGCCCGGGACCUGGCCCUGGAUUGCCCGUGAAGAGCGCACGGUCACAUCAGCACUGCGCUUUACAUGGAGAAGUGGAAGAGAGUCCUGGACACAGUGAUGCAGUGCUGUUUGUGAAAAACAUGUAUUUUUGUACCCCCAGAGGCAGUGGUGCAGUAUUUGUUGUCUCAGGGCUGGGCAGUGGGGAGAAUGAACCCUGACCCUUCUUCUCCAGCUGCAGGCUCUGGACACAUUGGACAUGGGACACAAUGGGAUAUAUAAAUAAAGGGAUUUAUUUCUGUA
This is a messenger RNA of Pyrgilauda ruficollis (rufous-necked snowfinch), 4500 nucleotides long. It is a transcript of the gene TOGARAM1, whose product is annotated as TOG array regulator of axonemal microtubules 1. Gene Ontology annotation, cellular component: cilium; cytoplasmic microtubule. Gene Ontology annotation, molecular function: microtubule binding. NCBI's taxonomy places the organism in Eukaryota, Metazoa, Chordata, Aves, Passeriformes, Passeridae. The record is from RefSeq and is a predicted model, not a curated record. Bases 143 to 3715 code for a protein of 1190 amino acids. The transcript is spliced from 22 exons. Gene Ontology annotation, biological process: microtubule cytoskeleton organization.